Messenger RNA from Cebus imitator (Panamanian white-faced capuchin), 496 nucleotides. RefSeq names its product phospholipase A2 group IB (gene PLA2G1B). Lineage: Eukaryota; Metazoa; Chordata; Mammalia; Primates; Cebidae. The record is from RefSeq and is a predicted model, not a curated record. Gene Ontology annotation, molecular function: calcium ion binding; phospholipid binding; signaling receptor binding. The coding region runs from base 74 to 418 and encodes 114 amino acids. The transcript has 3 exons. Gene Ontology annotation, biological process: positive regulation of fibroblast proliferation; phospholipid metabolic process; fatty acid biosynthetic process.
GCGAGGGUGUGGAGACUGAUUAUAAGCAGGGGAGGGCUGGUCAUCUCAGUUCUCUUCUCACCUCGACUGCAAGAUGAAACUCCUUGUGCUGGCCGUGCUGCUCGCAGUGGCCGCCGCCGAGAGCGGCGUCAGCCCUCGGGCCUUGUGGCAGUUCCGCAAAAUGAUCAAGUGCACGAUCCCGGGGAGUGACCCCCUGUUGGAAUACAACAACUACGGCUGCUACUGUGGCUUGGGGGGCUCAGGCACCCCUGUGGACGAAUUGGACACGUUCCUCUCCUCUUGUCCCUCUCCAGGCAAAAACAAAGAGUGUGAGGCUUUCAUUUGCAACUGCGACCGCAAUGCUGCCAUCUGCUUUUCAAAAGCUCCAUAUAACAAGGAGCACAAGAACCUGGACACCAAGAAGUAUUGUAAGACUUGAAUAUCACCUCUGAAAAGCAUCGCCUCUACCUGCUCAUUCUCACACUGUGUCCUCCAAUAAAGCACCUUGUUGAAAAAC